AUGCACGCCUCCUAUGCUGAAAAAGGUUUACGCAUCUUGGCCUUUCCUUGCAACCAGUUUGGAGGGCAGGAGCCAGGAACAGAGGAGGUGAUUAAGGAGUUUGCUAAAGGCUACAAUGCUGAAUUUGACAUGUUCAGUAAGAUUGAUGUCAAUGGGGACAAGGCCCACCCCCUCUGGACGUGGAUGAAGGCCCAGCCAAAAGGGAAAGGAACCCUGGGGAAUAACAUCAAGUGGAACUUCACUAAGUUUCUCAUAAACAGAGAAGGGCAAGUUGUGAAGAGAUAUGGCCCUACAGAUGAUCCAAGUGUGGUGGAAAAGGAUCUUCCCUCCUACCUGUAG
Messenger RNA from Knipowitschia caucasica, 339 nucleotides. The record is from the annotation of a GenBank genome assembly. Lineage: Eukaryota; Metazoa; Chordata; Actinopteri; Gobiiformes; Gobiidae.